This is a messenger RNA of Penaeus monodon (black tiger shrimp), 1059 nucleotides long. RefSeq names its product KRAB-A domain-containing protein 2-like. The record is from RefSeq and is a predicted model, not a curated record. Lineage: Eukaryota; Metazoa; Arthropoda; Malacostraca; Decapoda; Penaeidae. Gene Ontology annotation, biological process: DNA integration. Gene Ontology annotation, molecular function: nucleic acid binding. The transcript is spliced from 3 exons. The coding region runs from base 1 to 1059 and encodes 352 amino acids.
AUGCCAAAGAAUGUCUGUUAUAACACCAUUGAAGAAUUAAAGACUGCAGCACAGAACCCAUCUUCCAAGUCUCGGCAUGAAGUUCUUCAGUGUGGAAACAUUGAAAAACUGAUCAAGAAACGCAAGAGUGUAGAUGAAUCAAAAGUCUACUCAGUGACCAUUGAGAAUACUUAUGACAUCAUCAAGAGGGCACACAUAGGGUAUGAUGGACGUGACAGAAUAAAGUGCAAUCUUGAGGCAAAGUAUGCUAACAUCACAAAAGAAGCUCUUGAAUUAUUCAAAUCACAUUGCAUCAUAUGCCAUGAAAAGAGGAAGCGAAAUAAAACUGCUAGGGUUGUUGUGCAGCCCCUAUUGAGCAGUGAAUUCAACUCCCGUUGCCAAGUUGACCUUCUGGAUAUGCAGUCAUUGCCUCAGGCUCAGUUCAAGUGGAUCAUGGUCUACCAUUGCCACCUCACCAAGUUUGACAUACUUCGAGCACUUACAUCAAAGAGAGCUGCUGAAGAUGCCUUUCAACUGCUUGACAUAUUCCUUCUGUUUGGAGCUCCUGCCAUACUGCAAAGUGACAAUGGUUCUGAAUUCACAGCCAAAGUUAUCUCAGAGUUGAAAGAACUUUGGCCACAACUCAUCAUGGUCUGUGGUAAACCAAGGCAUCCACAAAGCCAGGGUUCAGUAGAACGAGCCAAUGGUGACAUCAAGGACAUGUUGCAUGCAUGGAUUAUGGCAGACAACAAGACACAGGAUUGCUCUGUUUUGCCUGCGUUUUGUUCAACACCAAAAGAACUCUGCUCAUCAUUCUGGGUGGGUCUGGCAUCAUCAAGUCUUCCUCUAGAGGUCCUUGAAAUAUUACAGUCAGAAGAUGACUUGCUCGCCCUCUUUGCUGACCCUUCAGAAAGUGAAGUUCUUGUUCAAGAUCCCCAGCCUCCACCAGCAUCUGCAGCAUUGCUCCCACCUCUACACCUGCUCAAGACUGCCCGACCCCGCCAGCAUCUGCAGAAGCUUCCACCUUUCAGCCAACACCUGCUCAAGAUCCCCAGCCCCCACCAGCAUCUGCAGCACUAG